This is a messenger RNA of Yamadazyma jaroonii, 1590 nucleotides long. The record is from the annotation of a GenBank genome assembly. Lineage: Eukaryota; Fungi; Ascomycota; Pichiomycetes; Serinales; Debaryomycetaceae.
AUGGAAGGUGUAUUGAUAUCGCUAGACAUUCUAUCGAAGGUAUAUUCUUCAUUAUGUAUGAUAAUUCCAGAUUGUGAUGAAACUUAUAACUAUUGGGAUCCUUUGAAUCUUCUCGUUAGAGGAUUUGGGAAACAAACCUGGGAAUAUUCUCCAGAGUUUGCCAUUAGAUCAUAUUCUUACCUAUUGCCAUAUUAUAUUAUUUCAUAUCCCGUAAACUAUAUUGUUAAAGAAUGGGGACUUCCAAGUUAUUACAUUUUCUAUUUUAUUAGAUUUGUACUCAAUGGAUUCACAGUCUAUUCAGAAUUAAAAUUGUAUUAUUCAUUAAAGAAAACAUUCCCAAAUUCGAGUAAUUGGUAUUUGUUCUUGACAGCUAUUGCUACAGGAAUGUCCCAUGCCGGUGUUGCAUUAUUACCUUCAUCAUUUGCUAUGCAGUGUGUUACCAUGUCCAUUUCUUAUGCAUUAAAAGAAUUCUCCAUUGGAAAUGCUGUUGGUUCAUUGACUUGGAUAAUGAUUGGAGGUUUAUUCGGAUGGCCUUUCGUUUUAGCUUUGGCUGUACCUUAUGGUUUAUACACUUUAUUACAUUAUAAACAAUUGAGUAGUGUAAUCAUAAGGUGCAUAGUGAAUUUAUCGAGUAUUGUGGCCGUUAUUGUUACUAUCGAUUCAUUCUUCUAUAAGAAACUCGCAUUUAUACCUUUAAAUAUUGUGUUAUAUAAUGUAUUUGGAGGUGAAGGUGAAGGCCCAGAAAUUUUUGGUGUUGAACCUUUUAGUUAUUAUAUACUUAAUUUGGCGUUGAAUUUCAACGUAGUGGCAAUAUUCGGAUUCAUAGGACUUGUUGACUUUUCAGGUAAGAAAUGGGCCAUCAAUUUACCAUUGAUUUUGUGGUGCUUGAUAUUUGGUAGUCAACCACACAAAGAAGAAAGAUUCUUGUAUCCAAUUUAUUCAUUAAUCAUUGCCAAUGCGGCUGUGGCUUUGGGUGGAUUAUAUACCUUUGUUGAUGGAUUAUUAGAGAAUAUCAAUGCCAGAAUCAUCAGUAAAAUUUCAAAAGUCCUAGUAGUAUUCUUGAUUUCCUCCAUUUCCUUCUUAAGAACCGUUAAUUUGGUAGAAAAUUAUAGUACCCCACUAGUAGUAUCCAAAGAAUUAGCUCAUCUUGAAGGGGGAAAUGUUUGUAUUGGUAGAGAGUGGUAUCAUUUUCCAACAUCAUUCUUUCUUAAUAAUGAUCAAAGAUUGAAGUAUAUUAAAUCUGGAUUCGAUGGAUUAUUACCAGGAGAUUUCAAAGAAGGAGAACCACUUUUUGAUGUUACUAGUUUCACCCCUGAAGGUUUCAAUAACAAAAACAUGUUUUCUGAAACCACCAUAAUACCAUUUGAACAAUGUGAUUACUACAUAGAUAAUUCAGGUAAAACUAAUGGUAUAGAGCCAGACUUCACCAAUGAACCCAAAGAUUGGGAAAGAGUUACAUGUAAAAAAAUCAUCAAUCCUGAUGGUAAUCAUGGUAUUGGAAGAUUGAUUUAUAUUCCUCCAAUAUUACGGACAUUUAUUCCUUAUAAUGUUGAUUAUAUGGAAUUUUGUCUUUAUAAAAAACAUAUAUAA